Messenger RNA from Eremothecium cymbalariae DBVPG#7215, 1728 nucleotides. It is a transcript of the gene PRB1, whose product is annotated as proteinase B. NCBI's taxonomy places the organism in Eukaryota, Fungi, Ascomycota, Saccharomycetes, Saccharomycetales, Saccharomycetaceae. Bases 1 to 1728 code for a protein of 575 amino acids. Gene Ontology annotation, biological process: proteolysis. The record is from RefSeq and is a predicted model, not a curated record. The transcript has a single exon. Gene Ontology annotation, molecular function: serine-type endopeptidase activity.
AUGAAGGUGCAGUCGGUUGUUUUGCCGGUGGCUGUGUUUUCGACGUUGGGGGCGGCGCUUAUUUUGCCGUGGAUGGAUCCUGAGAUACGUCUUGAUGUAGGUCUUCAUGGGCGGGGACCUCACGGCAGGGUUCCCCCUCCCCACCACCACAAGAUGGGAGAGCACGGCAGGGGUCGUGGCAAGGGACAUCAUCGUGGUAGUAGUGUUUUGUUGGUGGAUGAUGAGGAGGACAAGGUGUCUCCUAUGUUCGAGUAUUUUGAGUUUGAUUCGUCGCAGGAUUUUGUUGAUAUGAAGCUAGCUUCUUUGUCUGAUAACUCGAGGGCUAUACCUCACAGGUAUAUUGUUAUUUUCAAGGAUGGUGUGACGGACUAUGAUGUCGGGAUGCAUCAGGAUUUGGUUACGACGGCGCAUAUGGAGACUAUUGCGCAGCUUGACCCGGGGCAUUCUUUCUUUGAUGCCACUGAGGGUAUGCAUCACGAAGGGAUUUCGGCUAGGAGUGUGGAAGGGGGUAUUGAGGAGAUGUUUGAGAUUGCAGGUUCGCUGAGGGGCUACUUUGGAUACUUUACUGAUGGCAUGUUGGAUCUAAUUCGUGAAAGUGGCUUGGUUAAGUUGAUUGAGCAGGACUCUAUAGUUCAUGCUUCGGAUUUUGAAACUCAGACUGGGGCUCCUUGGGGUUUGGCUCGUGUUUCUCAUCGUGAAAGAUUGAACCUUGGCUCUUUCAACAAGUACCUUUACGAUGACAAUGCUGGGAAAGGUGUGACAGCUUAUGUGAUUGAUACAGGUAUUAAUAUUGAUCACGUUGAAUUUGAAGGACGUGCCCAGUGGGGUAAGACGAUUCCAUCUAAUGAUGCUGACUAUGAUGGCAACGGGCACGGCACGCAUUGUGCGGGUACCAUUGCGUCCAAGACGUACGGUGUUGCUAAGAAUGCCAAAGUUGUCGCUGUUAAAGUUUUGAGAACCAACGGUACUGGUACGAUGUCUGAUGUUUUGAGGGGUGUGGAGUAUGUUGUUGCAGAGCACAGAAAGGCUUCUGGAGAUCCUAACUUCAAGGGUUCUACCGCCAAUAUGUCGUUGGGUGGUGGCAAGUCUGCUGCCUUGGAACUGGCUGUUGACGCUGCUGUGGCUGCUGGUAUCCACUUUGCUGUAGCUGCGGGUAACGAAAACCAGGAUGCUUGUAAUACUUCCCCAGCUUCCUCGAAGAAGUGUAUCACUGUUGCUGCGUCUACGUUGUCAGACGACAGAGCUUAUUUCUCCAACUGGGGUUCCUGUGUUGACAUUUUUGCACCAGGUUUGAACAUCUUGUCGACUUACAUUGGGUCUGACACUGCCGUUGCCACCCUAUCCGGUACUUCUAUGGCUUCCCCACAUGUUGCAGGUUUGCUGGCUUACUUUUUAUCUCUCCAACCUGAUUCUGGCUCUGAAUACUACACUGGUUCUUCAAUUAGCCCAGAAGCCUUGAAGAAGAAGAUCGUGGCUUACGGCUCCAAGAAUUUGUUGAAUAAUGUGCCAGCUAGAACAGCUAAUAAUUUGAUUUUCAAUGGUGGUGGCGGAAGCUUGGACAGCUUCUGGAAUAGUAAAUGUGAUGGCUGUGAGCAGGAAAAGGUAAGCAGUUCCCACGGUAAAGCAGAUGACUUUGAAUCUGAAAGCUUAAUGGAUUGUCUUCAUUCGACCAGUCAUUCAUUAUUUGGGGAGAUCAGAAACUUCUUGGAUAGACUUGAUCUCAUUUAA